Molecule: messenger RNA, 653 nt
Organism: Symbiodinium necroappetens
Lineage: Eukaryota; Dinophyceae; Suessiales; Symbiodiniaceae
Source: the annotation of a GenBank genome assembly
AUGGGGGCUGCCAUCCCGAUCUUCUACUACUUCAUGAACUCUCCCGUGACUGCCAAGGCUUCCACGAUGUUGAGCACGACGAUGGCUUUCGGCAUGACCCUGACGCUGCUGCAGACAAUCGGACUGGUCGGCUUAGUCUCCCUGAGCUGGCCUUCCUACAUGCAGCCCCUCAUGGACUUCGUUUCGAUCUUCAUGCUGGACCUGGAGUCCCUGAACUUCGACUGUGUUGGGGUGAGCUCGGCCAUGCGCUAUGGGGUCAGUGUGCUGUGCUGGCCAGCUGCCCUGGGAUGGUUGGUGAUUUGUGGCCUCCUGUCCAAGCUUGGUCCCGGGAAGCUUCACUUCCAAAAAGCCAAGGCGCUCAGCACCUUGGGCCAGCUCUUCCAGAUCGGCUUCACAAUCAUCGCGAAGACUGCGCUGAUGCCGUUUAUGUGCUACUCUCAUCCCAACGGGAAGUCAAGUGUCCUCCGCUUCAGUGACGUGAUCUGCUGGGAGGAGCAGACGGGACACACGGUCAUGGUCAUCUUCGGUCUCAUUAUGACCAUGGUCCUUUACUGGUGCACGUUGCUUUGGGCCACCAUCCAGGCGCCAAAGAGGUCGGCGAGGGCGGACAUGUUCUUCUUGCAGGCGACGCGGUUCCUGUUCUUUCGCUUCAG